AUGGGUCUACGAGACAUCUUGAAGAAGAAGGACAAGAUCGAUGAUAGUAACGAAAAUAAGAAAGAAGAUACUACGAGAAAUCUCCAGGCCCCAGAGUUCACCUUCAUCCGCUCCGAUACACACUCGCACGAGGUGAUACAACCACCAAGCGACCCCAACAGCCAGAAUGCAAGCCGCGAGAAUGUGAACUUUCUCAGCGCAAGUGAUGCUCAGAAUUCCGCAGGCUCAGCUGGAGAAGGAACAGGAGUCUCACGGCCGCGUCGCGUCUCUGACGUCUUCAAGCCUCGCUCGAGAGGCUCGUCGGUGUCUGUUCCUAGUAGGGCCAGCAGCUUGUCAGUUUCCGACAAGGGCGGACCCAGCCGUCGAAUCUCGCAGCGUCUACACCUGAAGCGCGCCCCUGCUAGUUCCGAGAACGUGCCUGAAAACCUGCCGGAAAUCGUCGUCGCUGGAGGCGAGGAGGAGGCCGAGAAGCAGUGGGAGAAGCGUGCGACGAUCCUCGCCAAAACAGCCAACGAGAAUGAGCUGCAACGGGGCCGCCCAGCCAGCCCCACCACGGACCCCUACAUCUCUGCUGGCAUAUCGGGCGGGCUGGGGAGCAUGCGGAUCAGCAACGAAAGGAGGGUCAGCGAUGGCGUGGCGAGCUCGCCAGCCAUCGACGCCGACAUCCAGGAGGCCAUACGACUGCACGAGGAGGGCAAGUUGGAGAAGAGCACCAAGUUGUUUGGUGUUUUGGCCGAUCCGGAAGGGGCAAAUAACCCGCUCAGCCAGGUGCUUUAUGGUCUCGCAUUAAGGCACGGAUGGGGCUGCGAACCUGUCCCUGAAAAGGCAGUGUUCUACCUGUCUGCGGCAGCGAAGAACGCCGCCGAUGUCGAGAGCCUGGCUCUGCAGGCCGGCCUCAAGAAGGGCGGUGCGGCCAAAGGAGAACUGGUUCUGGCGAUCUUCGAGCUGGCCAACUGCUUCCGUCAAGGCUGGGGCAUCGACAAGGAUCCGAUUGCAGCUAAGCAGUACUACGAAACAGCUGCGAACCUCGGGGACACAGACGCUAUGAACGAGGUAGCAUGGUGCUAUUUGGAGGGCUUUGGCUGCAAAAAGGACAAGUAUUCGGCGGCCAAGUACUACCGUUUGGCCGAGAAAAAUGGGAACAAAACGCUGGGAAAUUCUUGGAUUUGGAAGGACAAGUACAACCCCGAGAACAGGAAGGGCAAGAAGUAG
This is a messenger RNA of Diaporthe amygdali, 1212 nucleotides long. RefSeq lists its product as uncharacterized. The coding region runs from base 1 to 1212 and encodes 403 amino acids. Gene Ontology annotation, molecular function: protein binding. NCBI's taxonomy places the organism in Eukaryota, Fungi, Ascomycota, Sordariomycetes, Diaporthales, Diaporthaceae. The record is from RefSeq and is a predicted model, not a curated record. The transcript is spliced from 6 exons.